GGGACCGGGACCGCGGGCCUCCCUCCCUUCAUCCGGCCGGGACCGCGGGCCUCCCUCCCUUCAUCCGGCCGGGACCGGGACCGCGGGCCUCCCUCCCUUCAUCCCGCCGGGACCUUGGGCCUUCCUUCACCCCGGCCAGGGACCCGUGCUGGCUGUAAGGCAGGGGUUAAAAAGCAUCAUCAUCCUAAACUGUUUCCGUAGUCGGGGAAAAGCGAGGUAACCCAGAACUUCUGAAAACCGGAUGCUGCCUGCCGAGCACAGAGGGAUUUGUACAGCAUGAGGCGGUCUAAGAUCUCCGAAAUGCCAGCUGGAAUGCUUCAGGGUGAAGCAGUUGUCAGAUUGCAUCCUGGUUCAUUGUGGAAAAGGAGAAAUCAGCCUGGAAGCCCAGAUCCAGCCAGGGUCCAGAUUUUCCCUGACUGCUGUCAAUAUCAAUGAGUGAAAGAGCCCAGGAUUUGUUCCAGGUAAGGCAAGUACAAGAGGAUGUGUACAUCCCUCAGAUCUGAUCCUCCAUCACAGCCAACCCACACAGGUGAUAGGGAGUGGGGAGAAGCACUGCCAAACGAGAGCUCCCACAGGUGCCAGCACACAGGCAGGGGCAAGGCAGAGGAGGGUGCUGCCAUGCUGUCAGUGUUCCUGUUCCCAUCACCUUGUGCUGCCUGCAGAAGGGAGGGGCAGAGGAGGGAAAGGGGGAUUUUUUUUCUUGUUUCACCAUAGGAAGGAUUUUCAAACCCUAUAAAUUCACUUUUGACAAGUGAACAGCUAAAGCAGAUUAACCUUUUUGCUAAUCUUCUAUAAUGGCUUUGGAAUCUCCUUAACCAAUAAGAAAAUGAUAAGAGCCUGUUUCUUUUCUUUUUAUCUAUAUCUAUAUUGUCCUCUCUUGUCUGCAUGUUUUUUCUUUCUUGUUUUAUUUUCCUUUCCUUUUCUAAUAUGAAAUAGCCCAGUGAUCCUAUCUCUCAGAGGCUCAGUAAACAGAACAUCAGAAAUCCCUUUCCUUUAUCCCUCUCUGGUAACAGGGUGCAGAGAAGUGUCUGCCGAUUGGGAUUUGAUUACCAGCAGCUAUCAAAAGUCUCUUUGUACAAUCUGGGUCCUAAAUCCCAUAAUUCUUUGAUAAAAGAAGUAUUACCAGUCCAUUUUCUGUAGUGAAAGGUAUGGGAGGAAUGAAAGAAAGCAAUCAGCAGAGAUCCUAAUAAGCUAAGUGCAUGUGUGGUGGGAAGGCAGGGCUGGGACAGGAUGCCCAGGGAAGGGUGUCCUUUGUUGAGGAUGGCCAGGGAAGGGUGUCCUUUGUUGAGGAUGGUGAAGGAGAAUUAAUCUGCUUCAGGCAAAUGAACAGAACUCAGAUCCUGCACCUGCCCAUGGCAUGUCCCAGCUCACCAGCCCUAUGGUCCCUCUGGACCAACACAGUGUGGGGAGCAGAACCUGGCCCCACAUCCACCAUUGUGUGGUGUGGUUUUAUACAUGAACCCAGUGUUUGCGUUCAUGUCUAAAAGCUGGGAGCAGUUUUCAGUGAUCUCUGGAAUUAAGGCAUCCCCAGUGCCUCUCUGGGGCACUGACACCUUGGCAGGGCAGCAGUGAACAUGUCCAGACUGUGCAGCUAAGAGGUGUCUUCGUCUCAAAAGGUAAAAAGGUUCACAGAGCUCAGUUAUAAACCAUGUUACAACGUUGGAACAGCUGAAGGAGAGGCAGAUAAAGGGAUGGAAGGAAAAAUAGCAGUUUGGUUUUAAGUAAAUCACAAGUAGAAUGGCUAUGGAGCAACUCUUCCCAGCACUGAGGGACCCGCAGGUGAGGAAAGGCAGGCAGUGAGCAGGGACAAGGACAGAAGAAGGGGGCUGAGAGGGGGCUCUCCUGGGGACUGGCUGUGAGUUUUACAGAAUGCUGGAGGUAUUGCUGGGCUGUCCAGCAUGUGGAUCUUUGGUGUGCAGUAGUUUCACAGCACCCACCUGUGUGUCUCCUUGGUGUACUGUGAGUGGGGCUGGAAUCUUCACUCCCCUGCAAGGAAACACCAGGUGUGAGAGUGUUCCCUGCAUCAGCUCCUGAGACCUUGCUACUCACCUUGGCUUAAACUGCACUGAGGGCAAGAGAACUUUGGUUUAAACUUUGCUAAGCAACCUGAUCUCAACCACACCUUCUCUAUUUUAUUCCCAGCUACUAAUAUCAAUUAAAAACACAGGAUCCGAGAUGUUCUCUCUCCUUCUGUGGAUAACAGCUGCCAGGCCUUGCUGUUUGCCCUUGGAAGGGGCAGAGCCUUGAUUUUCUUCCUGUCCUAAAUCUUGGCCAUGGCCUCUCCCAUGUUUCUCUGGCUGGGAAGGAGUUGGGAAUUGAACAGGCUUUGGGAAAGCCUGGCUGUGGCACUGAGUCCACAGUCCUGCCUGGAUGGCUGCGGGACCUCACUGAGAGCACAUAGAGGCAGCAGCAGCAGCAACAAUCCUCCCCUUCCCUUCCCCACAUGGCUCAGCUGCAUGGGAGGUGGUUACAUGCCACUAAGCUGUGGUGCAGAGCUCCAGAAAGCAGCCAGUAAUCUAAUUUAUUAAGGGCUUUGAAUCCUUACAAAGAGUAUGUUGGAUACAUGCAAAGCAUCUGCAUUAUUACAGUGAUUAGGACAGCAGAGAUGGGGGAAAGGGGAAGGAGGGAAAAUACAAUUUCUCUGCUUUCAGCAGAAAAUAAAUCAACUUUUACAGAGAAUUCUGGCAAAGGCUGGGCUGUCAUUAAAAAUGACUUUUUAUUAAGCUGAACUCUCUUCUCUUAUAUUGUAUGAUAUGACAGCUUUCUUUUGAUGGGAAAUCUUUCAUUUGGCCAGAGAAAGGGAUAAUUUGCUUCUUUUAAGGAGUUAAUCCUCUGGUCCAUUUCCAGGCUGGGAACAGCUAUCCUCCCCCUUCCUUGGAUAGGAGGCUGCAGCACAAUGGAGAUCAUAACCACCUCAAAUCUACACUCGAGAUGGAGAAAUCAGAUUUCCUUCUCCAGUCAUUUUUGUGGGAUUAGCUAAAUCUUAGAUCCACACUAACCCUUCACAAAGCUGCCAAGAUUAGUUAGAAUUUAUUUUAUUUGCAGGGGGGUUUAUGGUUUUCUUUCCAAAGGGAUUAUAUCUUUCUCUCUAUAUAUAUUUAGAGUGGCUUCAGUCAUAAAGCAGCUAGGUCAGAGGGACGAAAAGAGUGUGUGUGUAUAAAAUAAAAACUCAACUGUGAGAAUGACAGUCACUUGAAAUGCCAAGACAAAGCAGUGGUUCUGCAUGGCUUUGCCAGUCCAUUUUAAAAGCCACAUAAGCUGUCCUUUCUCUAGCAAAACCCUGCUAGGGAGCCAGUGCACAGAGAGCAAAGCCCCUCGGCUGGGCCAGCCGCUGCUGCUGCUGCUGGCACAGGAUGUCUUCAGAGCCAGUGUCAGGUGCUGACCCCGGCAGGAGAGGCCUGAAGAAGCCACGUCCGUUCAGCAUCGAGGACAUCCUCUCCAGCCCUGCAAAGAAGAACCCCCAGGUCUUGGUGCCACUGUACCUACAGAACAUGUUGGACUGCACACCCAAGCAGCUGUGUGAGCUGGAGACCAUCCCAGCCAGCUCCCUGCAGGAGGAGGAGGAGGAGGAAGAAGAGGAGGAAGAGCUGGAAGGGGCAGGCUGCAACUGCUGCUGCUGCUCUCACACGAGCGCCCGUUCCCUGCAGGACCUGCCGGGCUGGCUGGAUGCCCGGUUCCCCUGGCCCAUGCAGCUCUUCCACCCGGCAGUCAGGGUCUGUAAGAGUACCCAGAAGUCAAGCGAGCUGCAGACCUUCCAGCAGAUGCAGCGCCGCACACGCCGGCACCGCACCAUAUUCACCGAGGAGCAGCUGCAGGCCCUGGAGACGCUUUUCCACCAGAACCAGUACCCGGACGUCGUCACCCGCGAGCACCUGGCAAACCGUAUUCACCUGAAGGAGGAGAGGGUUGAGGUUUGGUUUAAAAAUCGUCGGGCGAAGUGGCGGCAUCAGAAGAGGGUGACUGCCUCAGCACUGAUCCUCCAGGCCAAGCAGCCCCCCAAGGAGAGCUGUUAGUGCUCACAGGCUGCAGAGGAACACCAACAGCACCCACUGCCCAUAGCUGACAGGCUCAGGGGGGUAACCCGAGGGGGCUAAUGCAGCAAAAGGGAAUCUCUGCGAUUCACGCAGGAGGAGGAUGGGUAAAAGCAGACAUACCUCCUCCAAAUCUAGUUCAUGUGGCAUAUAACUUGGCAGGCAGGAUGUGCAGGGGACAGAGCUUUACAGGUGUUAAACGUGUGUGCUUUAAGAGAAGGGGAGACUCCCCUUCUUGUCUUUGCUCUGUGCACAUAGUAUUUGUGCUUGUUUUAUUGAUGUAGAUUUGCAAAAUAUCCUACAAAUGAAUGUUUCCUGUUUGCAGCAC
This is a messenger RNA of Cyanistes caeruleus (blue tit), 4359 nucleotides long. NCBI's taxonomy places the organism in Eukaryota, Metazoa, Chordata, Aves, Passeriformes, Paridae. The record is from RefSeq and is a predicted model, not a curated record.